Messenger RNA from Elgaria multicarinata webbii, 2019 nucleotides. It is a transcript of the gene DNAAF1, whose product is annotated as dynein axonemal assembly factor 1. The coding region runs from base 10 to 2019 and encodes 669 amino acids. NCBI's taxonomy places the organism in Eukaryota, Metazoa, Chordata, Lepidosauria, Squamata, Anguidae. The transcript is spliced from 13 exons. Gene Ontology annotation, molecular function: protein binding. The record is from RefSeq and is a predicted model, not a curated record.
CACUUCAGAAUGCGUCCACUCAAUGAAGAACCCACAUCAGGCGAGGCUGUUGGGAAUGACCAAGAGAUGAAAGAUUGUGAACAGGCAGAUGCCCUCUCCAACAAUGGGGACAGCUUAAUAAACGCAGAACUACAGACUAAACUGCCAGAAGGAGAACAAGGCAGAGAAAAGGGAAUAAAUCAUAAGGAACUAAAGUUGGAAAUGGUUGAGAACGAUUACAGCAAUGGAGAACCAGCACCACAGAAGAAAGACGACUCUGUGACUGAUACACAUCAACAGAAUGAGAAGAAUUCAAGUGGUAAAAAUAUGCCAAUGAGUGACUCAUCCUGCAAACAAUCAGAAUUAAACCGAGGUGGUAUGAGAAUGACCAAAAAGCUACUGAGAGAUCUCUGCAAACAGCAUAAGUUAUAUGUGACCCCAUGCUUGAACGACACCCUCUAUCUCCAUUACAAAGGAUUUGAUCGUCUAGAGAACCUGGAAGAAUAUACAGGAUUGAAGUGUCUGUGGCUGGAAUGCAACGGCCUGACAAAGAUUGAAAACCUGACUGCACAGACAGAUUUGCGUUGCCUUUACCUGCAGCUCAAUUUGAUUCAUAAAAUUGAGAACCUUGAACCCUUGAAAAAGCUAGACUCUCUCAACCUCAGCAACAAUUACGUCAAGACCAUUGAAAACCUCUCUUGCUUGAAAGUUCUGCACACUCUGCAGAUGGCUCACAAUAUGUUACAAACAGUCGAAGACAUACAGCACUUACAGGAUUGCCCAAGUAUUAGUGUUCUUGACCUUUCUCACAACAAGAUAGAUGAUCCAAAUGUCUUAGAUGUUCUGGAGACCAUGCCUGAUUUGCGUGUAUUGAACCUAAUGGGAAAUGAAGUAAUUAAGAAAAUUGCUAACUAUAGGAGGACACUUACCAUCCGAUUAAAACACCUGACAUAUUUGGAUGAUAGACCAGUUUUUCCAAAGGACAGAGCCUGUGCAGAAGCCUGGGCUACAGGUGGCCGUGAAGCUGAAAAAAAUGAAAGGGACGCGUGGGACUCCAAAGAAAGAAAGAAGAUCCAGGAAAGUUUUGACGCUCUUGCUGCAGUCCGGCAAAGAGCUGAAGAGAAGAGAAGACAGUGGGAAAUGGAAGGAAAUGCUGGAACUUUAGCUGGCCAGCCAGAAGAAAUCCCACCUUCAAGCAAUACUAUUAUGACAGACAAUACAGUAGAGGCUUCUAGUACUUUGGAAGAGUUGGAAACAAAGCAAAAGAUUGAGGAAUUUGUGACGGAAACCAUGAAUGCCCAUGAGGAGGUACUGGCUGCAACAGCAAGCUCAGGAGACCAGUUGGAUAGUCCAGAGAGUUGUCCUCCAGAUAACGGCCAAAAGGGAACACAAGAACCAGGCACUGACAUGGGUCCAAACCUGACAGCUGCUGAAGAAGAGAUACCAGCACAGGGGCCACUGCUUACUGAACUUGCUGACCCAGCAGAUAUGGAACAAAUUAAGCUGGAUAUACCAGAGACGCUUUUCCUUGAUGAACUGCCUGAUUUGGAAGAUAUAGAUGUCAGUGAGGCCUCACCAGGGGAGAUCUUCAGCAGAAAGCAAAAGUCUCCUCCAAAGAUCGAAGUGAUUUCUGAAGUAAGUGUUGAUGGAGACUACAUAGUCGCAGGAAACGCAGACACUUCUGGGAACGUCGCAACAGAAGAUAUCCCCAUCUCCAUCUUUUCAAAUGGGUGUAAGACACUUGAACUGGGUACAAAGGAAGCCCUAAGACCCAUUGUAGCAGACCUUCUAGCACAAGAAGAGGAAAUUGUGGAAACCAGAGUACACCCAGCAAAACCUCCGAGACCCUUGAUUGAAGAGAUUACUCCAGAACCUUUGGAUUCAUCACUGAAGGCCUCACCACACAAUGAGGCAGAUGAACUAAACCUCGAUGCUGUGGGAAACAGGAUAUCUCCUUCCCUAGGGAAUAGCUGUGAGGUGCAGAUACAGAGCGGCACGUGCCAGAAAAGAAGUGACGAGACCGAGGAUGAACUGGACUGA